Messenger RNA from Nothobranchius furzeri (turquoise killifish), 3133 nucleotides. RefSeq names its product telomere repeat binding bouquet formation protein 1 (gene terb1). Gene Ontology annotation, biological process: meiotic attachment of telomere to nuclear envelope; homologous chromosome pairing at meiosis. The record is from RefSeq and is a predicted model, not a curated record. NCBI's taxonomy places the organism in Eukaryota, Metazoa, Chordata, Actinopteri, Cyprinodontiformes, Nothobranchiidae.
AUCAUCGGAUGUUGAUUUCCAUAGUAACGAAAAAGUUCGAAGUUUCAUCGAACUAGCUAGCGCUAAUUUUUUUGGUAGCCAAAAAUUCUUCUCCUUUAAUAGAGUUACACUUGAGUUCGGAUUUUGUAGUCCGGGUAUUAGCGUAAAAACAUAUUGUGCUUUGACGGUUUGUGUAGGAGUAAUAUAACCUGUGUUUUAUGGCGAAAUCAGCAUUUAUUUCAAGCUAGCGCUAACUGAAAACAUCGCCUCCACUUUGUGUUAAACGUGAGUGGCUGUCGACAUGUAAGACAAGUAAACAUUAGGUUAUACCAACUGGAUAUUUUGUUUUUAAACACGUCAUUUAUCAGUCAGCAAAAUGAAUAGAACAAGUGUUUGCAGCAGCCGCCGCAAUGCCACAAAGACAGAUCUCAGUUUGCUGCUUGAGUGUUUGAAGUUUCAGAUGAAAAGUCCGGAUAUACAGAAACAAGCCCUUCUCACCAUUCACUCUAUCUGUGACAAAAGUGAGGAUAAUGUGGACCUGCUAAGAGAACUGGGAGGUGUGGUGUUCUUGUAUAAUCUUUCCAAAUCCAGUAAUGUUCAAACAGAAGUGAAGGCUGCAGCUUUCUACACACUUGGCACUUUGGCUGCAGCUAACGUAUACUGCAAGAAUUCUCUGUGCAGAAAAGACAUUUUUACAGACAUUGCCAGCCUGUUGAUGAAAGAAGACCUCUCACUGACACAGAAGAGGGUGUCUGUCUAUUUGCUGUUUGUGCUGGUAGCCAACAACAAGUCAGGACAAACUUUAGCCACAUCCACUGGCUGCCUAGAGAUUCUACUGGACCUUUUCAGGAGCAAUUUCCCCCUCUCCUCUACAAAUGAUUUCAGAACUGUUAGUCAGAGCUACCAGCUUUGGGCGUCGGUGUCUAGUGCUUUAUGUGGAUGCGUCAACAAUCCUCAGAAUGAGGAAGGUCAGCGUAUCUGUGUGGCAGCAUUUCCCAUUGUAAAACACUGGCUUCAGCAGAUUUCUCCACACUGCACGGAAGUAUUUCAACCCAUAUGUUCAUUCAUUUCAAUGACAGUUGCCAACAACUCGUUUGUUCAGGAGAGUUUUUCAGUCUCUGGGGGUUUGGAUGUGCUGACGCUCACACUGGUUGGUGUUGCCUCUGCUGCAGAAACAAGCGUAUUGUCCUACCAGCUGUCUGUUAUUAUAGCCAAGACCCUGUCAGCUUGCAUCACUGAUAACCCAAAUCUGGCUUCAGGUCUGUCUCAGUAUAGCGUGGUGUCCCACCUCUUCUCUCUGCUCACAAGCUCACACACGGACCCCGAUGACAUACUCUCGGUUUUGCUUUGCAUCGGGCUGUGCACUGAGGCUUCAGAAAAUCACCAGUCCCAGUUGGUGCAGCGUGGAGGCCUGCCGAUCAUAAUCACCUUCCUCACAGAGGACACAAACGAGGAGGUUAGGAAGGCCGCUGCUUUCAUCUUGCAGACGUGCAAACAGGCCACCUUGAGCUUAGAAGUACACGGUCUGGUGCAAACACAGGUUGGAAACGAAGAGCCCCUUAGAGACAUUGGAGGCUUCCGAGCUGCAGCCAGAGAAAUGUUGCAAAGGAUUGAAGCACUGGAGAAGAAUCAGCUGAAGGAAGCUGACGAUGAGCAGGAAGACGUUAACGAUUCAGAUUCAACUGAAGGUGAAAUUCCUAUGUCUCAGUUCCCAGUUGUACUUCCACCACAGAGAAGGGAACCCAUCAGACCCAGCCAAACACAGAAGCGUGUACAGAAAGGCUGCGACGGCUGCAUUAACCUUCACAAAUGCACAACUGAUAAACACAAUAUUAGUCAACAGAAGGGAUUUAGGAAAUCACAAACCAAUCAGUGGGAUCUGAUGUGUUCAGAGGACCAGGAAGGAGACCCCAUGUCCUCUCUUGUGUCGCCACUAGAGAGCAGCAGCGAGUCACACCUCCCAAACAAUCAGCUGUUUAGACGGCCGUUAGCAGUGUGGCAGGCCAAAUCAGAAAAGAUGGCCUGUUCUGACAAUUUCCAGAAGAAUGAGUCAGCCUGGAUGGAGAAGAUUCCAAGGAAAGGACACCCAGUCUCUCACACCCGGUGUGCCGGUUGUGUGCUGUCUUUUGAAGAAGUGACCAGUCGCACUUUUGCAUCUCUUCAAAGCUCCUGCCACAACACCUGUGACAUGCACCUAGUCCUCAGAGAGGCCACAGAGCGAUUCAGGAGGCAGCACCUUAACUUUGCGCUGAUGAAAAAGCAACAGAACGAUGCUGUAGCGCACACACACACACACUCUAUGAGCGCUUCUCUUCCAAAGUCACAAAGAAGCUGUGAGUGCUCAGGCGUCCUUCUGACUCCUCUGAACAGAAAAAGCUCUAGAUCUCACUGCAGAACUGGUCAUGCUCUGACUCCCCUGAACAGGAGGCCUGUACCUGAACGUAGACGUCAAACACCUGACUCAGAGAGACGAGGGAGUACAACAGAAGAGCCGUCACACACCAGCUCAGACCACUGUUCCUCUAGGAGAAAGAGGCAGGACUUCAGCCGCGAGGAGGUUCAUUACCUUCUGACUGGGGUAAAGAAACAUGGCUUCUCCUGGAACACCAUCCUGUGGUCGUAUCCCUUCCAACCUGGACGCACCAACACUGAUCUGGCCAAGAAAUUCAGAAGGCUGAUGGUAAAGUGAAAGUCUAGAAGCGAGAAAAGUAACGCUGAAGAGGGAGGUGUUCCUUAGUCCUGAGGUCCUGGUCUUCACUUGGAUUCAUCUCAUCUGUUCCUCUUUUAAAAAGCCCUACAGCCGCGAUAUGUUCAACCACAUCUAUUUAUUAGACUUUUUAACCUUUUGUUCGACAUAAAAUGCUGGAUUUGGUCAGUAUAUUUAUUAAGUAUUUAUUGGUAUUUAGUAAUAUUUGUAUGAUCUGUCAGUUAAAGACAUGUUUGUUUAAGCUGGACGGUUUCGUUUCAGAGAAAACUGAAAAGCUUUCACAUGUGUGGACUUUAGAUUUACAACUUUAUUAAAAGAAGGUUGAAGUUAGCUUCUCUUUUCUUGUCUGUGACCAAAAAACAUGUUUGUCACAAAUCCCCGAAGAGACAAUAAAACUCUUUUUGCUUCGAGCCUUAAAAUAAAAAAAUUUGAUCUCACGGAAGCAAA